CAGCUGGCAGUAAAGUGGCAUGACAAACGAGACGUCCAUGUCCUCUCCACUGUCCAUACAGCAACCAUGUCGGCCACAGGGAAGGUGGACCACUUGAUGGAAGAAAGAAAGAUCAAACCAGACUGUGUGCUUGACUAUAACCUCAAAAUGGGGACAGUGGAUAAGGUGGACAUGAUAAACAGCUUUGUGGAAUGCGCUCAGAAAACGACCAAGUACUACAAUAAUCUUUUUUUCCAUGUUAUCGACACUGCUGCCCUAAAUGGCCACAUAGUUCACUGCCAACUAACAGGUAAAGUAAUUACAUACCAAAAGUACAGAGAAAACCUAAUGAGAGAGCUGCUGGAGGAGCACCACACCCCUCGGCGUUCAUCCACUAGGUGCCGUCCUGCUGCAGACAAUCCCCUACGCCUCACUGCACAGAAUUGUCACUGCAAAGUCUGCCUGUCUGGCACCAAGAGAAGGAAGCAGAGGAGGUUGACAAAGUACAUGUGUUUAGCUUGUGACACACCUCUAUGUAUUUCACCAUGCUUUGGGAAUACCAUAUGCUCAAGCACUAUUGAGUACAUCUGCAGCAAUUACUGACUGACUGACUUGACAGGUGACCUGCAAUGAUAUUAUGCCUUUAUAGGUGGGGGUUGGAAAUGCAGUUGUUGUUCAAUCACUGCAUGAAUAUGGGUUAUGCAUAUUCAUAAGUUGUCAGUCUUUUCUUGCAGCUUUUUUCCCUCUAGUAAAACUAGUUUUUGUUGUUCAACCACCACCAAUACUUCAA
Molecule: messenger RNA, 769 nt
Organism: Salvelinus namaycush (lake trout)
Lineage: Eukaryota; Metazoa; Chordata; Actinopteri; Salmoniformes; Salmonidae
Product: piggyBac transposable element-derived protein 4-like
Exons: 2
Coding region: 67-582 (171 amino acids)
Source: RefSeq, a predicted model, not a curated record